AUGGCAGGAUCGGGCACUACUGAGCUUCACACACCAUUUUUCAAUGGAGAAAACUAUGAGUUCUGGAGCAUUCGGAUGAAAACCAUUCUGAAAUCUCAUGAAUUGUGGGAUCUGAUUGAACAUGGCUUCGAUGCUUCAGAUCCAAAGAAGGAUAAGGAGAUAGAAGAGACUAAGGUUGCUGAGAAGUCUACGAUGGCUGAGCUUCUGAUAAAGGAUGCUCGUGCACUUGGGUUGAUCCAAAAUGCUGAUCUUGAGACUCUUGAAAUUCAAGAGGUGGUUGCUUCUCUGAAGAGCUUUGAGCUCAGAUUGGAUCGGCACACUGAGAACUCUACAGAAAAGGCUUUUACUAGAAAGCCUAAAUGCAAAGGGUGUGGGAAAUUUGGACAUAUGCUCAGGGAGUGUCUUGGAAAUAAAAAUGUACACAUAUUGAACUAUGCAAAUCAAGUUGAAGAAACUGGAACCUUGUUCUAUGCAUGCAAUGCUGUGACAGAUGUGAAGGUAAAUCACUCUUGGUACAUUGACAGUGGUUGUAGUAACCACAUGACAGGUGAUGAGAGUUUGUUAGUCAAUAUUCAAAGAAAUUUGACUUCUAAAGUAAAGAUGGGUACUGGAGAAAUAGUUCCGGUUGCAGGAAAAGGGACUCUUGUGAUAGAAACCAAGUUGGGUAGGAAGCACAUUCAAGAAGUGAUGCUUGCACCGGGUCUUGAAGAAAAUCUGCUGAGUGUUGGACAAAUGAUAGAGCAUGGGUACUAUUUUGUGUUUGGAGGGGAUGUGGUGAACAUUUAUGAUGAUCGGUCACUGAACAAUCUGAUUGUUCGAGUUCAAAUGACAAAUAAUAGAUGUUUUCCUCUUACAAUGAUGCCUACAAGUGAUUUGGCCUUAAAGGCAAGUGUUACACACUGCUUGCAGACCUGCAUAAGAUAUUGGGGCACUUAA
Messenger RNA from Prunus mume (Japanese apricot), 936 nucleotides. The record is from RefSeq and is a predicted model, not a curated record. Lineage: Eukaryota; Viridiplantae; Streptophyta; Magnoliopsida; Rosales; Rosaceae.